This is a messenger RNA of Brassica napus (rape), 6243 nucleotides long. RefSeq names its product transcription factor GTE12-like. NCBI's taxonomy places the organism in Eukaryota, Viridiplantae, Streptophyta, Magnoliopsida, Brassicales, Brassicaceae. The coding region runs from base 173 to 1726 and encodes 517 amino acids. The transcript is spliced from 14 exons. Gene Ontology annotation, molecular function: protein binding. The record is from RefSeq and is a predicted model, not a curated record.
GCACGUUUAUUUAAUCCACCCUAUACUCACUUGGAAAGAAAAGAGAAGGUUAUUUCGCCGUUUUUGUUUAUGGUUCGUCAUCACUCUGCUUAACGAACGCCGAGUGCAUUCACUCAUAAUCGCUCCUUCGUUCGAUCAAUUCUUUCCCCAGGUGUUUUCGAAUCAAGAAACAAUGGUUGGAAUAACCAAACUGAGGAUAAAUUUUGGACCUGAAGGCUCCGUCAAAGCUUUCCAAACGUUUAACAACUGCACUGAGAAACCAGUCGGUAAAGAAGAAGAAGAUGUAACUAAACCCGCGAAUCAGUCCAGGAAGCGUGGACCUGACGAGCUAGGGGAGUUUCAGGCUAACAAGAAGCAGAAGCUGAACCGUGUUUUGUCUAGUCAGUGUCUUAACCUCUUGAAAUCUUUGAGAGGGCACGAGUUUGGAUGGCUGUUUGGCGAGCCUGUGGAUCCUGUUAAGCUCAACAUUCCUGAUUACUUCUCUGUGAUAUCGAAGCCCAUGGAUCUAGGCACUAUCAGUUCCAAGCUUUUGAAGAAUGUGUACAGCAGUGCGGAUGAGUUUGCGGCAGAUGUCAGGUUGACUUUUGACAAUGCGUUGACGUAUAAUCCUCCGGAGAAUUUUGUUCACGAUGUGGCGAAGGAGCUUCAGGUGAUUUUUGAGGCUAGAUGGGAAUCGCUUAGGAAGAAAAAGGUUUCGGAUUUACACGGGGAGAAAGUUACAGAAGGUUCCUCUUUUAGAAGGCAACCAGUUGAAGUGGGUUGGAUUAGACAGAGCAGCCCUGAAACGUCAGCAUCCUCUGGGAGGUUCUCUGUGGAAUUGCCAAAACAGGCGAAGGAAAAGUCCCAAAAGGUUCCUCUUUUGUUAAAACCAGUGACAAAGCUGAGCAAAAAGGAUACUCCUGUUGUCACGCCGGCAGCUUUAGCAACAAAGUUGAGGAUUAAGAAAUUCGAGCAGGGUCAUGGUUCGACUGUAGAAAACCCAAGCAAAGGUUUGAUUCCAACUUCAGCCUGCAAAUGUAGUUCAUGUGGUAGAAUAACUUGCAGAUGCCUCAAGUCAUGUAACUCAUCUGGAAGUGAAGUGUCUACAUUGACGGAUUAUCUGGUAAAGGACAAUUCAUGUUCACAGGCGAGCGAGUCAGAUCCUCAUUCCAAUGGGUCUAUAAGCUCAAAGAAUGAUUGUGUCAGUUCUCAGCUUGAUACACCUUUGGAUAAUGAGUUGAAAAAGCCAUUACCUCCUAUGCCUCCGUUGCCACCUGAGAAGGCUAUUCGUGCUGCAAUACUCAAGUGUCAGUUUGCAGAGACCAUCCUGAAAGCUAAACACAGAAAAGUCCUUGACAAGAAUAACAAAUCUGAUCUAAUUAGAAUACAGAUAGAAAAGGAACAGAUGGAGAAAACUCAACGUGAAGAGAAAGCUAGAAUUGAAGCAGAGAUAGCAGCCGCUAGGCUUGCUACAAGAAUGAGAGCAGAAGCGGAGUUGAAAGAGAAACGUGAGAGAGAACGGCUUGAGCUAGAAAAGAUGGUCAAAGAAGUUGACUUAGAAGAGAAUAACGCCUCGAAGUUUAACGAGAAUAUGAUUAAUCUAUGUGGUAGCUGUGAUCCGACAAGAACUUGGUUACCUGAGUUGGGUCUGUUUUUAAUAAACGAUGAUGAUGAUUCGGAUGAGGACGACUCGGAGGUUUCUGAUGCUAUGAGAAUCGACGAUCUUGAGGAGGGAGAGAUCUUGUAAUUUCUCUAAUAGAAACCUCUUGGUUGUAAUUUUUGACCAGAACAAAGGUUUUAUUAUAAUGACCUGAACUUUCUUAAUAUAUGAAACUAGAUGUUGGUUGCUCGUAGAUAUAUGAGAUAUUUUCUUGUAUUCUUCACAAUCUUUAUGUAAAAGAUUGCUAGACAAGAAAACCUGACUUUGUCAUGUCUUUUCUUGAGUAACUUCAGAAAGAGGAAACUGUUGUAAAUGCAAUUGUAUUUCAUGGAUGAAGAACACACAUGAUCAAUGUAGUGGAGAAUAUCAUAUAGACUUGAUAUUUUAACCAAGAUUUUGAGACUCUCUUUAUACUCUAUUUCCAUUUGUAUUUAAUAUGUUUCAUAUUAAAUGUCACUUUAAUAGUUUUUUUUAUCUAAAAUGUUAUCGGCUAAAUAAAUGACAUUAAUAGUUUUUUUUAUCUAAAAUGUUAUCGGCUAAAUAGAUGACAUUAAUGAAAACAUAAAUGCAUUUCAGUCAGUUUUUUAAUAUGUGUAAAAAUAUCUAAGUGACACUCUUUGUGAAACAAAAGAAAUAUAAAACAUAUGUUUUCUGUAGGGAAAAAAUACCUAUUUUAACGUUAACUUCAACCGUUGUGCAUUUUUAUUUUCGUGCUUUGUAUUACCGUAUAUUUCAUACUGAACAAAACAAAAAUUUAUAAAUAUUACAUAAACUUCAUUUGUCGUGUAUUUUUCUUUUCGAAGUUUAUAGUGGUACAUAUUCCAUAUUGAACUAAACAAGUAUUCAAAAAUACUACAUGAAUUCUCAAAGUUGUGCGUAUCUAUAUCUAUCUAUCUAUAUUUAUCUAUCUAUCUAUCUAUCAAUCUAUCUAUCUAUAUAUAUAAAAUACAGUUUCCUGUUUUUUUAGACAUGCCACAUGGGAUUCCAUGUCAUAAACUUAGAGGCUGAGAGCACGACACAUGUCCAUUUUCCUAAACACUGCGUUUCAUUAAUGUGACACUGGGCUCCUGCGUUUCAUUUUUUUUUGUUUUGGUUACAGAACAACACGCCGCUUCUAGGGUUUGUCAUAUUCUUCAGUCUCCGACACCAAAAGCUUUCUUCUCCGACGAAAUCGAUGGAGUUUCGAGAGUUACGGAUCCAUCGACUUUAUCAUCUUCUUAACUCCAUAGACUGACGUGAAGCACGAUCUAACAUAUUGAAUGCGUGUAUCUACACCUAUAUAAAGUUCGGACGCUUCUCCUCCACUGUUCAAGUGCGGUUGCUCAGGUUUCAGACGCAAUGGCAAGCUCAUGGGAGUGGAUAUGCUCUACUGGAUUCAAAGAUUGUUAUGUUUUGAAGCUUGCGUUCAUAAUUAUUUAAACUUUUUUGGCCUGUUAAAUCCUCAUUAUCAAGCUUUUCUAUUCAAAGUUUUGUUUAACAUCUUUUGAAGGAGAAAGUUUGAAACCAUUUGAAUCCUUCCGUUCACAUUUCUUAGAAACUCUGAAACAAGUAUGAGUUUCGAAUGUAUCCAUGGAGAUCCUCUCUCUCCUCUUCCAAAGAAGCUCUGUCGGGAUGAAAAACGUACCGGUUACUCAGAUGGUAAAGAGCUAAAGAGUUCACCGGAGAGACUUCCCGUUACCGUCUCUUCAUCCUCUUUGCACCAGAACCGGGCCUAAGAAGACCCGAGCCACCCCAGAAAGAACACGAUCUGCUGCACUUACCAAAAUCUCCCAAACACCAACCACCAAGCACGACUUCACCAGGUAUGCGUCUUAAUUAAGAGUUCAUGAUCGAUGGUCAAGGACAGGUCAUCGAACCUUAAUCCUCUUGAAAAUGCUGCUUCAGAUUCAACCAUUUCGAAGAACUCUUUGGGUUUACUCUUUGGGUUUAGGCUGAUGAUGUUUUACUUAGAAGUGCCUCUAUAAUAUAUAUAGAGUAAUUUUCUCUAAGGUAUAGUAAGGCGUGAAUGACAGAUUGUGACCUUUAAAUCAAUGUUGUUGGUGUUGGUGUGCCUGUUGUCAUGUUUCAAUAAACUCUGGUUUAUGUCUUCACUAUCCAGACGUUUCAAUUAUGUGUAUAUACAUGAAUUGUAUGUUGAGAUGUUUUUUGUUUGAUUUUGUGAUGUAGGCAGGAACAAGAAGAAGAAGCAGUUUCUUUAGAGUUUCUUUCCUGCCCUAGAUCUUUUACUAUUAGAAUUAUAGAUGAUUUUGCUACUCUAAUAAACAGAUGUGGAUUUUGUAGUGUUAGCGUUUUUACAUCUUCACGUUUAUAAUGUUAGUUGUAGUUGCAAAUAACAUAAACCCAUAAGUUAUAGAUGAAUCUAACUUAAUUAUAUUUUAUGUUUCUUGACAGUUGAAAUUUGAACCAUAUGACCAUAUUUUUUUCCUAAAGUUCUCUCUGUUGCAAGUUACAUGUAACGGAAAAGUUAUUCUUACAAAAUGUUUGUAUUUUUCACCUUUGCUUUAAACAGUUACAAAAAUCCUAAACUCUAAAGAAAUGAAUUAGGCUUUAAGAAACUUAGAAUUUCAUGAAAUUUUUCAAUUCAUAUGUUAUGUUGUUUUUUUAACCUGGUGAAAAUUUUAGUCAAAAGUAAUAAUAUAAUAAAUGUACAUUGUAUAAUUUAAAAUACAAUAAUUUAAAGAAUUAAAAGAAAAAAUUCGUAAAAAAAUAAGAAAAAUCUAUUUGGAUAUUGAUUUUACAAUUUCAUCAAAUUUAAGCCACAAAAAUUUAAUGAAUCUAUUUGAAGUUUUUCUUUUUGUCAUAAAAUUUAAACUUAGAUGAAUUGAAAAUUCGAAAGAACACCAAAAUUAAAAGUUAAUACAUAAUUAAAUAGAACUUUAAAAACAAUAUAAAAGAAAAAAAGAAAAUAUAAAAUAUAAAAAAAAAUUGAAAAUUUACAAUUUAAUGAAAUUUAUAUAUAUAUAUAUAUAUAUAUAUAUAUAUACAUAUAAUAUAAAUUUAUAAUUGAUAAAAAUAUUAAGAAAAAAUUAUAAAAAUACAAAUUAAGAGAAUGCAUUAAUGUAUUACCUCUUCAUUUUUAUCAAAAUAAAAUCAACCAAAAUUAAAAGAGUGUUUUUUUGUCAACCUCUUUUUUAAUCAUUAAACUUAGGUUAAAGAAACUAAUAAUAUACUGAAAAGUACAACAAAUAAUUUACACAUAAUCAAACAAAUAGUAAAAUAGAAUAUAAUAAAUAUAGCAAAUAAAAUAAAUAUAACAAAUAAAACAAAGAAUAUAAAAACAAAAUAUGAAAAAAAAAUUCUAUAAUAUGAUCAAGAGACUAAAGUUUUUAUAUCUAAAAAUGUAUUUUUUUUAAAAAUGCUACAACAUGAUUUCCAAUAAACUUCAAACCUAUCUACGAAAAUUAAAGAUAACUAUUUGCAUAGUAUGAAAAAGAGACCCAGUGAAAAAAUCUGACAGUAAAAAUAUUAAAGUUAAAAUAAAAAUAAAUAAUCUAAAAUACAACAAACAUAUCAAAAGAUCUAAACCGCAUAAAGAAAUAUAUCCUCAGAAAACCCUUUCAAAGAGCGAAUUACAGAAAAUUAGUUAAUUGCAACAAAACUAAAAAUUGAAUAUUGUAACAUCAAAUAUUUUAAAUUAAAAAGAAUGAUGAAACAACGAAACAGUUAUGAUAAAAUAUUUCAAAUUAAUGUCUAAAACAAAAUAUACAAUAUCCUGCGCGAAGCGAAGACUUGCCUUAUCUAUAUAUAUAAUAGUGUUUGUUUCACUCCCAUGCCGCCACGUCAUAGCCAUGUCACAAAGUCGAGUUGUGUGCUGUUGACACGUGUCCGACUAAUUAAAACGAUGCGUUUUGUUAACUAAGUUGUACGAUAGAUGUGGGUUUCAUUGUGUGAUUUUGGGCUUGAUAAUGUCCUCAAGGAACCCAGCCCGUUAAACACUUAAACUCUUGAAACUCAGCGUUUUCGAAAUUAGGGCUCCUCACAAUCUGAGAAACUGAGAUGCGGAAGUCGGCGUGACGACUCCGUUGGUUGGGGUUUUGAUCACGUCCUUUCACCUUCUCUUCAAUGUAUGUUAAUCUUCUUAGAAGUGGUGUUUCUAUGGUAUAAAAAGGGGAAACCAAAGGUAUCGACUUUAAGAAAUGGAGGCGAUGAUGCCGUAGCAGAAGCUCCGCCUUGGAAUCUGAGGACGAGGCGAGCUGCUUGUAACGAACCUGGAGAUGAGCCCACGAGGAUCACUGGCGUCAAGAGAGGUAGUAACGAAGGAGGUGGUGAUGGAGAUUCGCAGAAACUGAAAUUCUCUGUUUCUUUGUUGAGGGAAUUAGUCGAAAAAGAUUUCACGGCCUUCGAUGGUAAAAACCUCCUACAAGACCAAAGAAGAGACAAGGGAUAUUCAGAGUCAAAUGAAUCAGAGGAAGUAACAGCAGGCUCUUAUGAUUUAUGACGUCUCUGAUGAUCAAAGGUGUGAUUCCUUGGUUUCUUCAGUUUAGAGUCCACAAAAAUCAUGUUCUAUCAACUUUGUUUUAAACUUUUUCAGUUGUAAAAAGGAAGAACAAAUAUAGCAAUGUACCAUUUUUUAGUGAAUGAAGCUAUUUUACUAUGUUUCUUAA